This is a messenger RNA of Hyposmocoma kahamanoa, 2424 nucleotides long. RefSeq lists its product as uncharacterized. The coding region runs from base 1 to 1362 and encodes 453 amino acids. Gene Ontology annotation, cellular component: membrane. Gene Ontology annotation, biological process: heme export; transmembrane transport. The record is from RefSeq and is a predicted model, not a curated record. Lineage: Eukaryota; Metazoa; Arthropoda; Insecta; Lepidoptera; Cosmopterigidae. Gene Ontology annotation, molecular function: heme transmembrane transporter activity; heme binding. The transcript has 7 exons.
AUGGCGGAAAAGAAUUUGGAAGUUUGCGGGAGUGUUAUGGACGGGGUGGCUGAAAAGGGAGGGGUGCUUGAGUCUCCCACUAAAAAAUCUCCUGUUGAAUACGUGGUUUAUCCCAUAAGAUGGGCAGUUUUAUUCAUCUUUGUGUUCUACUCGGCAUCUAACUCGAUGCAAUGGAUCCAGUACAGCAUUAUUCAAGACGCUAUUGUAAAGUAUUACGGAGUCAACAGUAUUACUGUUUAUUGGACCUCGAUGAUUUAUAUGAUCACUUACAUUCCGCUGAUUUUCCCGGGAAGCUGGCUUUUGGACAAGACCGGUCUUCGUGUGACAACAAUCAUCGGUGCGUUUGGCACAUGCGCGGGAGCAUGGCUGAAAGUAUUUUCGGUCCCACAAGACAGGUUCUGGCUGGGCUUCACUGGACAAACUGUGGUGGCUAUCUCCCAGGUCUUCAUUCUGAACGUGCCACCGAGGCUUGCUGCCGUCUGGUUUGGCGCUGACCAGGUCUCUUCGGCAUGCAGUGUUGGUGUUUUUGGUAAUCAGCUAGGAGUGGCUCUCGGCUUCGUCCUUCCCCCGAUGUUAGUGGGGGCCAAUGGCACCAUCCAGGAGAUCGCCACUGACCUCCAGAGAAUGUUCUACAUCGUGGCUGGACUCACCAGUGUUAUCUUCGUUCUUAUCGUCCUAUUCUUCAAGGCAGCUCCACCGACCCCACCGUCAGCGGCCGCGGACCUUGGUAACAGCCUGGACUCCAACUUCCUGCAGUCCAUCAAGAAGCUAUUGACCAACAGGAACUACAUUCUUUUGCUCAUCUCGUACGGCCUCAACGUCGGUGUCUUCUACGCCAUCUCUACGCUUUUGAAUCAACUUAUUUUGACCUAUUAUCCAGGUGCAAACCAAGACGCUGGACGCAUCGGCUUAGUCAUUGUGGUAGCCGGUAUGGCAGGAUCGGUGCUUUGUGGGCUGGUGCUGGACAAGACACAUAGAUUUAAAGAGACAACCCUGGCGGUGUAUGCGGCUUCCUGUAUCGGAAUGGUCAUCUUCACCUUUACCCUGAACUGUGGAUAUAUUGGCGUUGUUUAUUUAAGCUCCAUUCUUCUUGGAUUCUUCAUGACCGGAUACCUGCCUGUAGGGUUCGAGUUUGCAUCUGAAGUCACAUACCCCGAACCGGAAGGCACUACUUCGGGAAUUCUCAAUGCUGUUGUCCAGAUUUUCGGCAUCGUCCUCACUCUCCUCUACGAAUGGAUGCUCAAUACAGUUCAUGAUCGCUGGGCAAAUCUUACCCUCUGCGCUAUACUUGCCGUCGGUACUGGUAUCACUGCGGCCAUCAGGUCUGACCUUCGUAGACAAGCAGCUCAGAACAAAGGCUAAGCUUAUUGAUUUAUUAUUUCUUGACUAUUAAGUUCUUGGAAGAGGCUUACUAAAUGCUUUCCCUUGUCUUGAAGUUCUCUAUAAAAAAAAAUUCUCAGUAUUUAAUUGGAUGAAUUGAAAAAAUCGUUUGAUUGGUAAUGAUCAAAGAAUCGGCAAUAAAUAUAUAUUAGUACCUAAUAUAGGAUCAAAAUCCUACGUAAACAAUGUAGUGGUCGUAUAGAAAAAUGAGUUUAGAUUUAGAAAGAAAAUUGCUGAUAUAAGUGUCAAUGAAAGUUACAUUAUAAAUAGAGUGAAAUUUAUAAAACAAUGUCAGCAUGGUAAAAUGAAGAAGAAGCAGUUUUGUGAAGAAUAUUUUCACGAGUAUUAACCGGUGUUACUCAAGACUGCUAUGAGAUCAUAGAGAUGGUAAUAGAUACGACGUAUCCUGUAACAGUGAUAAAUGUUCCCCGACUUAGCCUACGCUAAGUUUUAAAUUUGUAAUGUAGAAUAACGAUCUUGAAAUCGUCUACUUCCUAUUUCGUAAUGUUAUAGUACUGUCGGGUCAAAAAGUGAAUCUUACAAGUGUUCAACAAUCUUAUUAAAGAUCAACUUUGAGAUAGAAUAUCAUGUUUCUCAUAGAUGGCGCGAAAAAGUAUCUGUUUAAACACAAUACAAAGACCUGCAACAAUCACAUAGAGAAAUUCUUAAGGUCAGCUGACAAGGGACAAGGGGAUCUACUCCCAUUCUUCUACCGACAUCCGUCUGAAGCAAUUGCUGUCAAGUAAUAUUCGACCAAAUCAAUAAACAAUGUCACGUAUGAAGCUUCAUUCGCAUAAUGCGUUUUUUAAUUUGGUCGAGUAUUACUUAUUUGACAGCAAUUGUUUCGGACGGAGAUCGGAAGUAGGCUUUUAGAUUUGUGGCACAGUUGGUAAGAGCGGUUGCCCCGGUUUGGCAAACCGACUUUGGACCCCGAUUCAGAACUCUUUGAUAUUUUAACCGAUGAUUGCAUACAAUAAUUUUUGUACGAGUAAAUUAAUAUAAUGAAACAUAACCAAUUGAAAGAUCAUUUUAUUUAUAUUGUUU